This is a messenger RNA of Sphaerodactylus townsendi, 4041 nucleotides long. RefSeq names its product Era like 12S mitochondrial rRNA chaperone 1 (gene ERAL1). The transcript has 11 exons. The coding region runs from base 71 to 1450 and encodes 459 amino acids. NCBI's taxonomy places the organism in Eukaryota, Metazoa, Chordata, Lepidosauria, Squamata, Sphaerodactylidae. Gene Ontology annotation, cellular component: mitochondrial matrix. Gene Ontology annotation, biological process: ribosomal small subunit assembly. Gene Ontology annotation, molecular function: ribosomal small subunit binding; rRNA binding; GTP binding. The record is from RefSeq and is a predicted model, not a curated record.
GCGGACAGGGAACCCCAAAAUGGCGGCUGACGGGAGAUGGGGUGGGCUCUGAGCGUCCGUGGUGGAAGCCAUGGCAGGCGCCUUGGGCCUUGUUGGCGGUCGGGCUUGGCGAGUGCUUGGCUCCAUUUCAGGUGUGAGCAUCCGUUUCCUGAAGAACCGAGCCCAGCAGGUUAGAGCUCUCCCUGUUUGCUUCUAUGGAAGUUCUGCCCUGGAUCAUAUCCUUGGGAUUUCUCAAGAGGAAGCAAAAUGCUUGGUGGGCCAGCAUCCUCCUCCAGUGAAGGCCUUUCAAGCUGAGCAAGAACAUUUGCUGGGGUACCAGCCAGAUCAGCCGGAGAAUCCCAAAGUCUUGAGAGUUGCCAUUAUUGGAGCGCCGAAUGCAGGGAAAUCAACCCUCUCCAAUCAGCUCUUGGGCCGGAAGGUCUUGCCAGUGUCAAAGAAAGUGCACACAACAAGGCGUAGCGCCGAGGGUGUCCUUACAAAGGAGGAUACUCAGCUGAUUCUCUUGGAUACUCCCGGACUCACGGAUUCAGCCAAAGCCAAAAGGCACAAUUUGGAGAAGACUCUCAUGGCGGACCCGUGGAAGAGCAUGAAAAGCGCAGACAUGGUGGUGGUGCUGGUGGACGUGUCAGAUCGCUACUACCGGAAUCAGCUCCACCCCGUGGUGCACAAGUGCCUCACCCAGUUCUCGCAGGUUCCCAGCAUUCUUGUCUUGAACAAGGUGGAUCUGCUGAAGAACAAACCUCUUCUUCUGGACAUGGUAACGGCACUCACCCAAGGAGUUGUCGGCGGGCGGAAGACCAAAGUCACAUCUUUGUCGAAGUUAUCCUCCGCUAAUUCCGCGAGAAGCAACUCCCACAGGAGCACCUCGGCUUCCGUGACCUCUGAGGUUCGGACUGCAAAGUCUGAGGAACCAAUGGCACUGGGGGGAACCCGGGGGGGCUCCGAUUCCGACCCCGGAGCCAACAGCAUUACGGAAGAGGUGGGAACCGCAGGAGGAAGCUCGGAGAAACAAAAUAUAUCCGAGAAAGGAUGGCCCCACUUUCAAGAUGUCUUCAUGGUAGCUGCCAUUAACAGAGAAGAGGUGGAAACACUGAAGGCCUACCUUCUGAUGCAAGCGAAGCCAGGCCCCUGGGAAUUUCACAGCGAGGUCCUUACCAGCCAGUCUCCUCAGGAGAUCUGUGACAACAUCAUCCGCUCGAAACUCCUUGAAUAUUUGCCUGACGAAGUGCCUUACACUGUGCACCAGCAGACAGAAGUGUGGGAGGAGGGACCUGGCGGGGAGCUGGUCAUCAUGCAGAAUCUGGUGGUCCGGAAGGAGACCCAUUUGAAGAUACUGAUUGGCCCACGUGGGCAGCAGAUCAACACGAUUGUCCAGGAAGCCGGUCAGGACCUGAUGAAUGCUUUCCUGUGUGAUGUCCACCUGAAGCUCCUUGUGAAGCUGAAGAAAUGAGGCUGCAUGUCUUCCUCCAGGAAUUGGACAUGCAAUUCUUCAUCCUCCCCUGGCGCUGGCCUCACUUCUCCCCAUGCCAGGAGCUGGUGUGAAGGAACCUUGGAAUAUUCUCUGGGUUGCUUUUCUGUUCCUCCAAAGAUUGUAGCAGGAAGCUGGUCUUCCCGCCCGAAGGCUGACAUGGAGAGGGGCUCUCAGGCUACUGCCAGGCCCAGAAUUUCAGUGGUCCCUGGAAGGAUGAUGCAGUGCUGUACUUUGCUGCUUAAAAGAGGAGGGAAAAGUGAUGUGUGUUGUUGUGUUUCCCCUUCGGUCGUCCUGGAGCGUCAUAUGAUUGUGACUAAUGCAGCGAGGUCACUCUGUCCUCUUAAGCCUGGACAACGCAACUUGAUGUACAAGCAGGUUCUCCUCUAUGGAAGAGAGGGCUGCGAUUUCUGUUCUCUCCUUGACUCAUUCCCUGUUCUGAAUAUGCCCUGAAGGGCCUCUGUUUCUCAGCGUCUGCUAUGCAGAGCUACAGGCAGAGGAAGCGGACAUGAGAGAGUGCUGGCAAACGGAGACCACAGAAACACAGGCUCCCGUUUUCCUCGAGGGUAUCCUUCAUUUACUUUUUCUCUAAGGCAUCAAAGAAGAGAACCCACUUCUAAGGGCGGGGGGGGGGGGGGGCGCAAAAGGCUUCCACCAGGGCACGCGAGAGCGUAUCCCUGCUUGUUUGGCACUGGAGGAAUAUUUUAAGCCAUUUCACUCUGGGGAGGUUGUGAGAAGGGCAUGUCUGAGGAAGAGGUUCUCUCCCCAGGAGCCACACUCAAGUGCCACACAGAAGUGUUGGCCUGACCUGUUCCCAUCCCUCUGUAGCUGUUGUCUUCUGCGCACAAAACGAGGCUGCCGUUCAGGUAGUCCCUUCCCUGCUGGAUCUUGGCACCAUGUUCUGGCUCACUGUUUUCAUGCCUGCCUCUCUUGCUUUCAGGGCGGCUGAGUUCAUCUCUGUUCCCUUCUUAUUUUCUUCAUUUAUACUCUGCCUUUUCUCCCAGAGGAACCCAAAGCAGCUGGCGUCAUUCUCCUGUCCUCCAUUUUAUCCUCACAAGAACCCCGUGGAGUAAGUUGUGACUAAGAGUGUCACUGGCCUAGAGUCACCUUGUGUCGUUCCAGAGCAGAGUGGGAGGUCUCUCUGACCCUCAAGCUACGCUGGUUGUCCAAGAGACGGAACAAACUAAUCAGAAGGGAGCUGAAAGAGAGAAUGGAGUCCAGUCACUCAAGGGUACCUGGAAACUAUUUUAUUGAGGCCAAAUAAGAUACUUCUUCAGCUCUGACCUGUUCUCAGUUUUGCUAAGAAGAAAACUGUGGACUAAAAUCUGCAUUUUGGAGAUGUUCCAUGGAGUACUCAGGCUGGAAUUUGAAGGGUGGGAAGCCUAUACGCCCUUACGAAUGGUUUGCCUGUUGGACCCAGAAGUCUAGCAAGACAGGAAAUGGGCACUUCCGGGCAAGCCGGUCCUUCUGCCACUGUUGUCCAGUUGCUUAAGCCAACCAAGACCUGUGUUAGAGGGUGUCUCACCAGCACAGUGAAGGAAAGCUCCAUUAUGAGCCUGUCCUAUAGAGGGCUGCUGGGCUGGGCCCUUAGUUUGACAGGUAGCAUGAUGAAGGCUCCAGAUUCAAGUGUCAUCGGAGACCUCUGUAUGCUGCUAAUCUAAGUUGAGAAGGAGAAUGCUUACAUGCUAUAGAAUGACAGGUGUCAAACUCAUGGCCCUCCGGAUGUUAUGGACUACAGUUCCCAUGCUGGCAGGGGAUGAUGGGAACUGUAGUCCAUAACAUCUGGAGGGCCGCGAGUUUGACACCUGUGCAGAGUGACAGGUGGCGCAGAAGCAAUUUCCACUUCUUUGUUAAAGCCCAGCUUUGCCUGCUGCUUAGGAAGCCUGUCUGGCCUACUUUUCCCUUGUCAGAUCUUUCCAGGGAGCUUCUCUUAAGCAGCCAGCGGUUAAAGUCUGAGAUCUGUGAAACUCGUACUUGAAUCUCCACUCUGUCGUAGAAACUUGCUUGGUGAUCCUGAGCCAGUCGCACAUGACUCGGCCUAACCUACCUCACAGGGAUGUUGUGAGGCCGAAACAAGGGAAGAGAACUGUGUGAGUCACUUUGGGUCCCCUCUGGGGAGAAAGGCCGGAUGUGAACUAAGUAAAUCAACUAUUUCUGACCUUAAGAAGGAGCUAGCACAGGGAGGGAGGGAAGGAAGUAGUGCCUAAUGUUUCCACCCGUCAUGCUGCAGCUGGAAGGAAUGUAUGCAGUGGGCAUACUUUGCAGUGAUCACUAUGGUUCCAGUUCAUCUUUGCUGUCUGUUGGCCCUUCUGCACAGACAUCUGUCUGUUCAGAGGAUGGUUUGUUUAGGCAUAUUGGAGCGGGCAAGCAAUUGUACUUGCCCCAUUUGGUCGGCACAGUCAUCCUUGCAAGUUUGUAUUGAGGAGACACAAAAUCCUUCACUUACAGGAGGUGUUAACUCUAAAUGGCAGUGACUGAGUGUUUCUUGUGACAUCACAGGAGCAGUUCAACCAGAAUAAAACUGAUUUUUUACAGGAUUGAGCAAACUGUUAAUUAAAUCAAUUUGCACUGCA